UCUGAGCUCGCUCUCUGAUUGGUGGAGAGUGUGAGAACCUUCAUCCAGAGCUGGACUCACACAUUGACAUGGAGAUGUGGGACUAUAAAAGGAGGGAUGAAGCCAGCAGAGAUCACAUUCUCUCUACAGAGACCUCUACAGCACACAGAUCCAGACAUGGCACCUACAGCCACUGCAGCACUCAGCACUUCUCAGGAGCACCUGACUCUCAGCCACAAGCUCAGAAAGCCUCUGGUGGAGAAGUUACGCAGAGAGCGAAUCAACAGCAGCAUCGAGCAGCUCAAGUCUCUCCUGGGUCCAGAGUUCCUCAAACAUCAGCCAGAUUCCAAACUGGAGAAAGCAGACAUCCUGGAGAUGACCGUUUGCUUCCUGAGCCAGCUGCAGCAGAAGAGCCAACAACAAGGAAGACUGCUGAAGCACAUCCACAAGCUUCAGUCCUCCUCUGAGAAGAAGCUGGGAGAGAUGGACUUCUCUCCUCUGAGCUCCACAGUCCAGACCAGCAUCAGCACAGAGAAGAGUCCAAGCGACAGCGCCCCCUGGAGGCCUUGGUAG
Molecule: messenger RNA, 552 nt
Organism: Synchiropus splendidus (mandarinfish)
Lineage: Eukaryota; Metazoa; Chordata; Actinopteri; Syngnathiformes; Callionymidae
Product: transcription factor HES-2-like
Exons: 2
Coding region: 97-552 (151 amino acids)
Biological process (GO): regulation of neurogenesis; anterior/posterior pattern specification; regulation of transcription by RNA polymerase II
Cellular component (GO): nucleus
Molecular function (GO): DNA-binding transcription factor activity, RNA polymerase II-specific; RNA polymerase II cis-regulatory region sequence-specific DNA binding; protein dimerization activity
Source: RefSeq, a predicted model, not a curated record